AUGUCACGCGUGACUCCAAUAUUUAAGUCCCUUUGGAUGUAUGGGCAGACCCUGGAGACGAAUCUGGAUAUGGAGGGCUAUACACCUCAGGAGGAACUCUAUGAUGAGGAAUAUCAACCUGAUGAUGAUGCAGGGAUCGGCAAUGAGGAGCAGGAGGAAUAUGACGAGCUAUGGACAGACGAACUGCGGGAGAUAGCCGCACCAGAAAUUCCUCCACCACCGCGCGUCUCCUUGAAAGACUUUCCACAACUCAAGCAUCUAACUAUUGGAGACCAUACACUAUGCUAUCUAGCUCGUGGUGCAGGAGACGGCAAGAGCCGCAUUGACUCAAAAUCUUUAAAUCUGGUUGAUCUUAUCCCGCCUACCCUUGAGUCUCUCCGGAUUUACGGGCGCGGACAAGCCAUGCAUCCAGGUGCUCCCUAUCUCGACCACAACUCUGAUCUGGAUGUCGAUACCCAAGUUGAGCAACUGGCGCGUGGAAAAAGACGCCAAACUGCCAGGACUUAA
Molecule: messenger RNA, 507 nt
Organism: Penicillium arizonense
Lineage: Eukaryota; Fungi; Ascomycota; Eurotiomycetes; Eurotiales; Aspergillaceae
Exons: 1
Coding region: 1-507 (168 amino acids)
Source: RefSeq, a predicted model, not a curated record